AUGAGUAUUUUGGAGGUGCAAUCUGGAGGAAUGGAGAAAAUUGGUUUUACCAAAAAGGAUAUUUACAAUUUUGAAUAUUAUGAGAGUAGCCUGAUGAAGAACCAUGAUGUUGAACUGGUGACUGAGUAUUUUUUAGCUGAACAGAAAAACAAUAGAUCAUUUUAUUUCAAGAUUGAGGGAGAUUCUAAUGACAGGCUUACUCGAUGUUUUUGGGCAGAUGCAACUUCUAGACGAGCAUAUGGGUUUUAUGGAGAUGUUGUCGUGCUCGAUACCACAUUCAACACGAAUCGAUAUGGCUUGCCAUUUGCACCAAUGUUGGGGGUUAAUAACCAUGGUCAGACAAUUGUUUUAGCUUGUGCAUUUUUAAGUAAGGAAACGACUGAGUCAUUUAUUUGGAUGUUUGAGGAGUUUAAAAAAGCCAUGCCAGGUGGUGAGCCAAAAAUGAUAAUUACAGAUCAAGAUGCAGCUAUGGCUAGAGCGAUUUUUGAAGUAUUCCCCACUACAUUUCAUCGACUUUGCAUAUGGCACAUCACAACCAAGUUCUCUGAUAAACUACCACGGACUGCUUAUGAGGAAUAUUGGAAAGAGUUUAAGGAAACCAUCUGGGAGAUUGACAAUAUAGAUGAAUUUGAAGAAAAGUGGCAUGCAAUCAUUACAAAAUCUGGUUUGACUGACCAUCCAUGGCUGAGUUCAGUUUUUGAUUUGCGAAAAUCAUGGGUUCCAGCCUAUGUAAAACAUAUUUUUGCCACUGGAAUGUCAAGCAGUCAAAGAGCAGAAGGCUCUCAUGCAUUUUUCAAGCAAUAUAUAUCAAGGAGAAAUUCAUUAAUGGAUUUCAUAACACGAUUUCAAAGGGCACUAUCCCAUCAACGUCAAAAAGAGUUACUUGCUGAUCACAUUGAUGCAUUUGAAAAGCCUCAAUGCGCUCUAUUGUUGACAAUGGAUAAACAAAUGGCUGAAAUAUACACAAAGGCAAUGUUCCAAAAGUUUGAACAGGAGCUAAUGCAAAGUUUACCGUGUUUUAUGGAACUGAAAAUGGAUGAUGCUUCCAAAGCUAUCUAUAAAGUGAGUGAAAGGAAAAGGGGGAAAACAAGAGUGACAGAAGUUGUAUAUGAUAAAUAUUCCGAUCAAUGGUCGUGUAGCUGUAAAGGAUUUGAAUUUAUUGGAAUUCUUUGUUGCCAUGCGCUGGCAUUGUUAAAAAGGGAGCAAAUUGAAUAUCUGCCCAAUAAAUACAUUUUGAAUAGAUGGAAGAAAACUGCAAAAUCUGGACUUGUGUCAGAUUCAAAUGGCAAUGAAAUUAAAGAUUGUGAGAACAAUUCUCUCCUAAUAAAGCGAAGUAGAAUGUCCAGACUUGCUUCAGAUGUAAUUGAGCAUGCCUUAAUGUCCGAAGAAGGUUGUGAGCUAUUGUCAAAUAACCUAAACGAUACGCGGGUGAUGUUGAAGUUAUUGAAUGAUGGGGUUGGUCCUAGCAAAGUUGGAGGGUCCAGCUCCCAAACACGAUAUUUGAAGGACCCUAAGAGAGUAACGCACAAAGGAAGCUCCAAACGAGUGAAGGGAGCAAAGGAAACGAGAAUGGAGCGAGGGAUCCGACAUUGUCAGCAGUGUGGACAAACUAGUCAUGAUAUAAGACGAUGCCCAAGAAUGGCGAACACAUCGACAUCCCCAUCAAACAAUGAAGAAUCAACUCCAGUCAAUCUUAGUGACCCGUUAUUCGAUGAAUUUGAUAGCAUGCAUGGACCUACCAAGUGA
Prunus dulcis (almond) is the source of this 1746-nucleotide messenger RNA. Its product is annotated as protein FAR1-RELATED SEQUENCE 5-like. Gene Ontology annotation, biological process: regulation of DNA-templated transcription. The transcript has 2 exons. Gene Ontology annotation, molecular function: zinc ion binding. Lineage: Eukaryota; Viridiplantae; Streptophyta; Magnoliopsida; Rosales; Rosaceae. The coding region runs from base 1 to 1746 and encodes 581 amino acids. The record is from RefSeq and is a predicted model, not a curated record.